CAACAGUGAAGAUACAGCGGUGGCGGCGAUCGCCUGUCUGCGACACCUCAAGACAAAUUAUGAAAUAGUGUGUAGAAUAUUUACAGUUUCUUAGUGAAACUCUUGUUUAUAUGAUAUAAUACUCUAGUCACGUAUGGUCGCAAGCUCUAUACAAGCAAUGGUGAAGUGUGUGGUGUGAAACUACUCAGGAAGUGAUAUCUCAAAGUAACGGAUGUUUUACUGAUAAGACCGUUGGACUUUUUGUCAUGACUACAAUGCAAGGAUGUAUAAGUGGACAGGAAACCCCGCUGGACGACCUCCCAUCAUGGAAACGCGAAUUGAUCCUUCGGAAGAGAGCCAAUAUGAGAAUGCAUGGAGGAUUUGGUCUUCCGACUCCUACCCCUCCGAUGGCGGGUCGUGGACAAGGCUCGCUGAGUGGCCGCGCCCAGCCCUCGUCAUCCUCGGUGAGUGGCCCCCACCAGACGGUAUCACGCUCGCUGAGUGGGCCAACCCCCUCCCACCCCCACCCGCCGACCCAUGCGAACAACAACGCGGUCAGUUCACGUUUGGACGGUGUUCGUGCGAGUGGCGGUAGUGGUGGUGAUAGAAAUGAGAACAAGAAAUAUGCUGUAACGAGUGAGAUAUCGAGUGCCAACAUAGCCAGCAACAUGCAUCAUAAGGGCUUGAAUGAUGAGGGCCCUCGGGUAUCCUCGCCCACGUAUUCUUCGUACAGUGAUUCCUUCGGGCAGGAAGAAGACGAGGAACUUAGUUAUGGCCCGGGCAUUGUGUCCAAACUUAAGAACCGGUACAUGAGCCUUGCCAUGAGAGAGAGCCGCGCCCGACCUUCUUUGCGGCGGUUCAGCUCCCUUGAGGACUUGUUAGACACUGAGCCCCGUGGGCCGUGGCAGGAGCGUGGCACCGCGGAUGUCAAGGCCCGCGCAGUGCCAGAAACCGCUGCCACACAGAGACGGGAUGUGAUGAAAAGAGCCCGGUCUGUGGACUCACUGAGCAGUAGGCUAACCGAGGAGGUGGGUAGGGGCAGAAGCGCGGGUCUGCCCAAAAGCAAGUCAGCAACCAGUCGCCUGCAAUCUAGUCUAUGUGCAUUGGGUAAGGAUGACGUCAUCAUCAUAGAGACGGCCAGACCUGUUGGCAAAGAGCAGAAGGCAGUGAACGGCGGUGCCCGGACGGUGGAUGCGGGGGAGCCGCCUCCUCUCACCCGCAAGCUGUCCUCCUCCAGCCUGGCCGAGGACGAGGAGAUGCCGCCUCCCGACACAGUGCGGCAGGUCAAGCGGAUGUUCGAGCCCUUGGCAGGGCGCCCCUUGCGUGGUGCUGCCGCCCGCGUGGCCGCCCACAAGGCCCAGCAGGCCUCCAAGACCAAUGGCAUCAGCCCCGUGGCUAAGCCCGCCCUCAAAGCCAAGCCUUCGGUGGUGCCCCCAGGCAAGGUCUCCUCCCCGACCUCCCCCUCGCUGCCCGUCACGAUCGAGGAGGCCAAGUCGUCCCUGCGGCAGGUGGGGCAGGUGAACCGGGCGUCCCCCAGGCCCACCCUCAGCGUGCGGGCCCCCGCUCAGAACGGAGACGCGGGCGAAGGGCAGAACGGCGUGCUGGAGAGAGCAGGUGUGGCCAGGGUGCGGCCCGGCCUGACCCCCGUCACCGCCUCGGUCACAGCUCCUCUGGUGAACGGCGAGCCCGGGCUUGCCCUCGCCCACACCCACGGCGAAAGUGGCAGUGCGCACGAGGGCGUGAAGAGGGUAUCCCAAACAGCUGUGUCCAACAUCAGAAAGGAGAGCCACUCUCAGGAAUUCAACUUCACGGCUGCCACUCGACCUGCUGGCAACUCGCAGUCAGGGCUGCAGGCGGCCAGGCCCUCCUCCCCCACGCCCACGCCCCUGCCCGCCUCGCCCGUGGCCUCGCACAGAGUGCCCACCCACUCAGCCUUCAGUAGUAAGGCAGACAGGGCACAGGAGAGUGAUCGCGUCCUACAGGAGAACCUCAAGAACGUGGAAAAGUCGCGGCCGCAGAGACAGCAACAGACUGCCAAAGUGGAACCUCCUGUGAGGUUAGAGUCUAAGGUUGAACCCUUGAAAGAAACCAAAGUCGAACCUGUGAAACCUACCCCUACUAAAGUAGAUCCUGUGAAACCUACUCCUACGAAAGUGGAUCCCGUAAAAUCUACCCCAACGAAAGUGGAUCCCGUGAAAUCCGCUCCCGAAGUGGAGCAGCCCCCCAAGUGGUCCCCUAAAAAAGUGGCCCCCCCAAAAAGCGAAUACCCCCAGUCCCCAGUGCUCAGCAAGCCCUCUCCCGCCGACGAGCUGGUGCGUUCCUCGGGCAAGGGGUCGCUGGUGGAGGCCGUGAAUACCUCCAACAAGCAGGCCUCCACCAACGGCGCGGGCGGCCUCUCCACGCCUCCCCUCAAGACGGCCGGACUCAGGGACAGGUGGCACCAGCAGGAGAACAACACCAUCGUCUUCAACUUCACCUCCAGUAAGAAAACCACUCCGGACUACAUCGAGAACGAUGGCAUCGACCUGUCCAAACGGAGACCUGAGGUGAGUAGCCACGGCGAGAGGAGAAAACGCGACGGCGGAGUGACGUACAGUAAGACUAACGAACCAAUGUUUGUUUGGCGAAAACGAACGGAAAUCUCCCCGUUCGCAGGAAGGGAGGCUGCCGUUCUACUUCGCUCAUUACCGGCAAAGCAACUGGACUCCGGGUACGUGAUCAUGCCCGGGUGGGGCGGGCCGGCAGACUCCAGCACCGACGGGGACGACGACGACCCCAGCCUGGACUACCUGGACGCCCGACCCGGGGUACUGCCCGCGCCCUCGGGCAUCGUCUUCGAGGGCGAGGCCGUCAUCAUCAACGGCAGGAGCAACUUGCAGCGACAGCCCAAGACCAAGAAGCUUAACCUCUCGUUCGACGACACGCUGACGCAGACGUACGAGUACCCGAGCGAGCUGUCCUUGAUGGAGGAAAUGGGCUCACCCAGCGACGACCUCCUCCCGUCCAACACCACGCUCGACUCGCCCUCCUCAACGCAAGGUGGCUUGGCGAGUUACACCCCCAGUAAAAUCCAGCUUGGUAGCACCUUUGAACUCGGUGUGUCUCGAACCCCACCACCCGUCCAAGCUCCGCCUCCGGUCCCUUCUGCUCCAUCAGAAAGGGUCGAAGAGGACUACUUACGACCAGCCGACGAAUCCGAAACCGUCACAUGGAGUGCUGAGAGUACAUCUGACAUGCUCUUCUAAGCCGGAUCACUUAACAAGGAUCAAGCUCAAAUUAAAGUCUUUGCAAACAGUUGAUCAGCUGCCAUCCAGUUUAAUCAAAGUCUUCAAGAAUUUGUGCUUCCCUGUAUCAGAACUGUUUUUAGAGUCUAUGCAGUAAUGACCGCCCAGCAUGCACUAGAAGAUGAUGUAAUUGUGAUAGGUUCUAAAGUAUCAUGUCUACAUUUUGAUGAUUUAGGGCAAUAUGUGAAUGUUCGUACAUUCCAUUUGGCUAACAGAUGAAUAUGUGCAUUCUUGUUGUGAUGAAUAAUGAAAAAGAAGUUAUUUUUUGUGUUACUUGGGAUAGUGUGAAAUAUAGAAGGAACCAUUUUUGUUUUUGUUUUUGUUUUUAGUGAUUUUGUGAUGUGUUCAAUAUUGAGAUUUUUCUAAUAUAUGUAUCUAUAGAUAUUGGAAUGGGAAAGCAGUUUAUAAAUGUUUGCUUAAAUAUUUUGUGUAUUCGUUUUCAAUCAAACUGCUCACUAAAUAAGUGAUUUUUAUAUCUAAUCUUACAAAGAGGAAUAUCAAAAGGCCUGUUGGUAGUUAUCACAGGUUUCAGAUAAUGAUUAUUUCCAUGCAUUGCAUAGAAGAAAAUUUUGGAAGUGAAUGUUUUUUCCAAGGAAAGUUCAAGGCUUCAUGUGAUCAUCGGAUGCGUAUGCUAUGUUAUGAUAAGUUUUUGUUUUUUUAUUAUGAAAGUUGAUAAUUUCAUUCUUUUUCUGUUUGUGAAUCAGAGAAGAAGUUGAAAGAAUAUCAACAAUCUCCUCAAAGCUUAACAACGAAACCUCAUUCCACACAAGCAUCAUUUGUGAUGAUCAUUCUCGUGGUGUCAUCAAAGGUAUUGUUUGUGAACUUUACUUUUAACUGUAGAUAUGACACACACUUUUCAUACAUAUGUAGCAAAGUUUAGUGUAUUUUAUAAUCUGUUAUUUUUUUCCUUCAGUGAUUAUAACUCACAUUGAUUUAACCAAAAAAAAAGAAAAAAAGAAUUAAAUUAGGGUGAUCCUGUGUCAUCUUUGUAGGUUGAUAUUUUUCCACGAGUCAUUCCUACCUGGGGGCCAUUUAUUUCCCAUGAUUGUAAAUAUACACCAAUGUAUGAUUUUUUUUCUUUUUUCUUUUGUUCUUUUUUCUUUCAGUCAGACAGAAUGUAGUAAUGAGGGCAUUAAGCGCACACUGACGAUUAUCAAACAAGAAAAAAAUGAGAAUAAUGCUUUGCCCUGAUUCCUCAUUGUAGAAUGAAUGGUAUUUAAAAAUGCUGAAUUAUCAAUCCAUAAAGAAAAUGUAGACUUUUCCUAACAUCAAUCAGAAUUUUGUCCUCCAUAAUAUUCUUGAGUGGUCAUUUUUUGCAGUUUCAUCAGUUUUAGGGAUCCUGGGCUAUGGAAUUAACUGAUCAUGUGACAAAUAAGAUCAUUCCUGACUGUAUUUGUUGUGCAUAACAACUAAUUCAGUUUUUGUCAUGAAAUUAUGCAUACAGUUCAAAGCUGGACAAAGUGGAGAGAUCUUUUAGUCAUUAGAGAGUGAUUGACAUCAAAAGUUUUCCUUUCCUGUCAUUUUUAAAAUUUAUAGAGGUAUAACUUUGUACAGAUUCAUGGAUACCUUUGCAACAUUCAAAAUGAGAUGUCACAUAUAUGAAAGGGAAUGUAUGUCUUCAUAAAUAAAAAUAGAAAAUAAAACAUAACAUUGACAACUGGCCUGAGUAUGGAGAUGCUUUUUGCAAUGAUGAAUUGAUCAACACAGCUGUCACACAGAUGGCAUUGCUAAUUUUACAAUGAUUUUGAAAGAGUGCUAUCUUCUCCCUCUUUACCUUUAUAUUUUGCAGUUGCAGUUUUUAUUUUUUUCCCAAGAUGUGGAUUGGGAAUUGAAAAAUGUACAAUAAUUUGAAUUCAGGAAGUAUGCAGAACAUGUGUCUAAUGUGUAUGUAUAUGUGUGUGCUAUUGUGUAACACAUGCAUUUGCAUAGAUGAAACUCUUGGUGAUGCAUUAGAAUAAAUGUGUGCAGAGAGAAAUAUAUUUGUAAUAAAGUAAUGAGACAUUAUUAGACAAGUGCAAAAAUCUAAUGCCAAAGGUGGUAAGGGAGUUACUGCCUAAACUUUGGUGUGAAAAUAGAAAUAAAUCUUAUAAUUGUAAAUGGAUUACUUUACUGAGGAUGAACUACAGGGCUUUUUUGGAGUUUCUAAAGUAAUAUCUAGCACUAUUAUUGAAAGAAACACUUUUCUUGUUGUGAAGUUUGUACAAAUUGUACCCUUAAUGCUUGUCUCGUAUUGUUCUCUGAAAUCUGUCAUAUUAUAACGGCAUCAGCCAUUCAUGAUACUGCAUCACCAUUUGCAAGCAUUAAGCCAUAUAUUACUAGCUACUGUAGUCUGUCAGUUCUCUCCUACUUAAUUUCUAAUGCUUUAUGCUAAAACAGGCUUGCCGGUGGUCCAGCAGUGUUUUAGACUGUCACAAAGCUCUUAGGCAGGCAAUUUUGGUGAUUCCAUUUGUUUUUGUGGUUCAUUGGUACCAAGGAAAGAGCCCAUAAAACAUACAUAAUUUCAAGCUGAGAGGAAAUGCCAAGGAUGACCAGUAUUUUUACUGUAAAUUCUUUGAAUUCCCUAUAAACUGGUGUAUAUUA
Messenger RNA from Penaeus vannamei (Pacific white shrimp), 5843 nucleotides. NCBI's taxonomy places the organism in Eukaryota, Metazoa, Arthropoda, Malacostraca, Decapoda, Penaeidae. The record is from RefSeq and is a predicted model, not a curated record.